Molecule: messenger RNA, 744 nt
Organism: Drechmeria coniospora
Lineage: Eukaryota; Fungi; Ascomycota; Sordariomycetes; Hypocreales; Ophiocordycipitaceae
Exons: 1
Coding region: 1-744 (247 amino acids)
Source: RefSeq, a predicted model, not a curated record
AUGGGCAACCAGGCCUCCAAGGACGGAGGUGCCUCCUCCUCCUCCUCCAAGGGCACCGGCGAUGCCUCCUUCCAGUCGUACCCGUCCUUCAGCAGAUCCGACACCAAGGAGUCGUCGCGCUCCUUUCGAUCCUUGCGCUCCAAGAUCCCCGGCACGAGCGCCAAGACCGACAGCCCCAGAAACUCGGCCGUGCUGCCCAACGGAGACUCGACGGCCGAUGCUAAGGGCGCCGACGCCGCCUCGGUGCGAUCCGGACGAAGCGCUCGCUCGAGCGUCUCCCGAGCCAGCCGCAGCGACCUCCCGCCCUUCCGCCACGGCUCCACCGACAUGUCGAGCUCGGCCAUCCUCGAGUCCCAGCCUCCGCCGUCGCCCGUCUCGGCCAACGCCCUCCGCGGCGCCCAUCAAGACCUCAGCGCCGCCCAGGCCUCGGGCGAGGUCGACCACGUCUCCGACCAGCCGCCGACGGCCAACGCGAGCCUCGGCGCCCACAUGCAACCGCCGGGCCAGUCCAUCCUCGUCAAGCGGGAUGCCGACGCCGACGCCGACCAGAAGAAGACGGCGCCGGCCGACGCCGCCGCCGCCGCCACGUCCGACGCCUCGCCGGCGGCCGGCAACGUGGCCAUGGCCGACAUCAAGGACAUCGACCUCGACGACUUCAUCAAGCGCCUCCUCGACGCCGGCUACGCCGCCAAGGUGACCAAGAGCGUCUGCCUCAAGAACGCCGAGAUCGUGGCCAUCUGCUAG